CCGCAGAGAAGUUGAUCGCGACAAGCAGCCGCCAUGCCUUAUAAACCGUUCCAGUCGACCUACUACGAUGAGAAGAUGCGGCAGUCGCCCGCGCUGCUGCGUGCUCGCGCCCCGUACCUGAUCAAGAACACCAUCACGGGCUUCGCUAUAUGCACAAUGGUCAUUGGAAUCUACACGUACACCAUCAACGUCAUCUCUCAGGACGAGUUCGACGAUGUCGUGGUCCCCGACGAGCCCAUAAAGCGAUCAAUCGUCCAGAUGCAGCCGCAGCCGAAUGCUCCGAGCACCACCCAGAGCGUGCAGCAGGCCGUUGCAGCGCGCAAGCAGUAGGAUUGAGACCAUCGCGAACAUCGAAGGAUUGCCCAUACUGGUCACUGCAGAGCACGGUUCGAGACAUCUGCAGCUGUAAAUUGUGUAUAUAUACAUCGGCAUUGCUGGCGUUAGGAGACAUCACGGGGAAAUAUAACAUCAUUCUGUCUCGCAUCUAGCGAGCUGUCCAUCAGAUACACUUCUCUACUCCAUGUUGCAACAGGAAAACGCA
Messenger RNA from Paraphaeosphaeria sporulosa, 541 nucleotides. RefSeq lists its product as uncharacterized. Gene Ontology annotation, cellular component: mitochondrial inner membrane. The transcript is spliced from 3 exons. NCBI's taxonomy places the organism in Eukaryota, Fungi, Ascomycota, Dothideomycetes, Pleosporales, Didymosphaeriaceae. The record is from RefSeq and is a predicted model, not a curated record. Gene Ontology annotation, biological process: mitochondrial respiratory chain complex IV assembly. Bases 34 to 330 code for a protein of 98 amino acids.